Molecule: messenger RNA, 5205 nt
Organism: Xiphophorus hellerii (green swordtail)
Lineage: Eukaryota; Metazoa; Chordata; Actinopteri; Cyprinodontiformes; Poeciliidae
Gene: dnm1a
Product: dynamin 1a
Exons: 23
Coding region: 246-2831 (861 amino acids)
Biological process (GO): receptor internalization; synaptic vesicle budding from presynaptic endocytic zone membrane
Cellular component (GO): cytoplasm; plasma membrane; microtubule
Molecular function (GO): microtubule binding; GTP binding; GTPase activity
Source: RefSeq, a predicted model, not a curated record
UCCUCCUCCUCCUCCUCCCCGCGGUGCUUGUAGAGGAGUAUCGUGGAAAGAGCCCUAUCUCUCUGAGGUGAUCUGACACGCCAAGGAAGACUCAUAAAUGAGGGAGCAAAGCAAGAAGUAAAAUAAAAACAAAAGCAUAAAGCUCCCUCUGAAAGACAGGGUGGCCUGCGGGCACGAAGAGGAUAGAUAAAUAAACCCGCUCCUGCGCUGACAAGGAGGAUAGACUAUCCUCUAGCACCGCAAAGAUGGGGAACCGGGGAAUGGAGGAUUUGAUUCCUCUGGUGAACCGCAUGCAGGAUGCCUUCUCGGCCAUCGGGCAGAACGCAAACCUGGACCUGCCGCAGAUCGCCGUGGUGGGCGGCCAGAGCGCGGGGAAGAGCUCGGUUCUGGAGAACUUCGUCGGGAGGGAUUUCCUUCCUCGUGGUUCUGGCAUUGUGACCCGUCGACCUUUGGUUCUUCAGCUGAUGAACUGCCCUACAGAACAUGCAGAGUUCCUCCACUGCAAGGGCAAAAAAUUCACAGAUUUUGAUGAGGUGCGACAAGAGAUUGAGGCGGAGACUGACCGCAUCACGGGAGCCAAUAAGGGCAUCUCUCCCGUGCCCAUCAACCUGCGCGUUUACUCUCCUCAUGUGCUGAACCUGACGCUGGUGGACCUGCCGGGAAUGACCAAGGUGCCGGUCGGAGACCAGCCUGCAGACAUCGAGGCUCAGAUCAGAGACAUGUUACUGCAGUUUGUGACCAAGGAGAACUGCCUCAUGUUGGCCGUUUCCCCGGCCAACUCUGAUCUGGCCAACUCUGACGCUUUAAAAAUUGCCAAAGAGGUCGACCCUCAGGGUAUGAGGACCAUAGGGGUGAUCACCAAGCUGGACUUGAUGGACGAAGGGACAGACGCUAAAGACAUCCUGGAGAACAAGCUGCUUCCCCUGCGCAGGGGUUACAUCGGUGUGGUUAACAGAAGCCAGAAGGACAUCGAUGGAAAGAAGGAUAUUAAUGCUGCUAUUGCUGCUGAGAGGAAGUUCUUCCUCACCCACCCUGCUUACAGACACCUGGCUGAACGCAUGGGCACGCCCUACCUCCAGAAAGUCCUUAAUCAGCAACUGACCAACCACAUCCGGGACACCCUGCCGGGUCUGCGGGCAAAGCUGCAGAGUCAGCUCCUCUCCAUAGAGAAGGAGGUGGAGGAGUACAAGAACUUCAGACCUGAUGAUCCGUCCCGCAAAACAAAGGCUCUCCUUCAAAUGGUGCAGCAGUUUUCAGUGGACUUUGAGAAGUGCAUAGAGGGCUCCGGAGACCAGAUCGACACGGCCGAGCUGUCGGGUGGCGCGAGGAUCAAUCGCAUCUUUCACGAGCGCUUCCCCUUCGAACUGGUCAAGAUGGAGUUUGAUGAGAAAGAACUCCGCAAGGAAAUCAGCUACGCAAUCAAGAACAUUCAUGGAAUCAGGACGGGGUUAUUCACCCCUGACCUGGCCUUUGAGGCCAUAGUGAAAAAGCAGAUCCAAAAGCUGAAGGAGCCCACACUGAAGUGUAUAGAUAUGGUAGUGAGCGAACUCACCUCCACCAUUCGGAAGUGUAGUCACAAGCUGGCCCAGUAUCCCAUGCUGAGAGAAGAGAUGGAGAGAAUCGUCACUCAGCACAUCAGAGACAGAGAAAACCGCACCAAGGGUCAGGUUCUGUUGCUGAUUGAUAUUGAACUGUCCUACAUGAAUACAAACCAUGAAGACUUCAUUGGAUUUGCAAACGCUCAGCAGAGGAUCAAUCAAAUGAACAAGAAGAAGACGGCUGGAAAUCAGGAUGAAAUCAUGCCGGAGAGAGGAGUAAACGAUCGGUACAAGGUGAUCAGGAAGGGCUGGCUAACCAUCAACAACAUCGGCAUCAUGAAGGGAGGAGCCAAAGAGUACUGGUUCGUCCUCACCGCAGAGUCCCUGUCCUGGUACAAAGAUGAUGAGGAGAAGGAGAAGAAGUACAUGCUUCCAGUGGACAACCUGAAGCUGCGGGAUGUGGAGAAGGGCUUCAUGUCCAGCAAGCACAUCUUUGCUCUCUUCAACACUGAGCAGAGAAACGUGUACAAGGACUACCGUCAGCUGGAGCUGGCCUGUGAGAGCCAGGAAGAUGUUGAUGCCUGGAAGGCCUCCUUCCUCAGAGCUGGAGUUUAUCCUGAACGCGUCACCGAGAAGGAAGGAAAGAGUGAAGGCAGCGAUGAAAACGGCUCAGACAACUUCAUGCACAGCAUGGACCCUCAGCUGGAGCGGCAGGUGGAGACGAUCCGCAACCUGGUCGACUCCUACAUGGCGAUUGUCAACAAGACCGUGCGCGACCUGAUCCCGAAGACGGUGAUGCAUCUCAUGAUUAACAACACAAAAGAGUUCAUUAACGCUGAGCUGCUGGCCCAGCUCUACUCAUGCGGUGACCAGAACACUCUGAUGGAGGAGUCUCAGGAGCAGGCGCAGCAUCGCGAUGAGAUGCUCAGGAUGUACCACGCCCUGCGGGAGGCGCUAAGCAUCAUCGGCGACAUCAGCACAACCACAGUGAGCACAUCCAUGCCGCCUCCGGUGGAUGACUCCUGGCUGCAGGUCCAACGCGGUGGAUCCGGAGGAAGGUCUCCAGCAACCAGUCCAACUCCAAAUCGCAGGGCUCCACCGGGCCCACCAGCUCGCCCAGGCUCCCGUGGACCCCCACCGGGACCUCCUCCUGCUGGGGGCCCCCCUGUACCGUCUCGCCCUGGAGCAUCUCCAGAUCCUCACGGCGGGCCACCUCCCACCGUGCCCUCCCGGCCUAACCGCGCGCCCCCCAGUGUGCCAAGUCGGAGACCCCCACCUUCUCCAACACACUAGACCUCAGAGCUCCUUCCUCCCUCCUUCAUUUCCCCUGUCUGGACGAGAGAGAGGCGCUUCGGACAACAGCGCCACCUUCCUCUCAUCUACCGCCUGGUCUGACCCUCCUGUUCCCACCUCUCUGCCCCCCCAUCCCCAUUCGCCCCUCUGCUUUCACGCAGAGAAGCAGAAUACUUGAAAGCAUGACUUACAUACAACUUUGUUCCUCACAGUUUAAUCGCAGAGACCAUGAAAUGAUUAUAUUAGACAACUGAGUCAACAUAUUGUGUAUCCACGCAAGUUCAAAGCAGAAUGCUUCCCCUCUUCUUAUAUCAAGAGGGGUAAACAUUUGCAAGUUUAGCAUGAAUCUAUGCCUGAGCUUUUCUAAAGCGUCGUCUCAGUUUUAACAUUUGAUCAUUUACUUUUAUCAGGAUUUGUUUGCUCAUCUUUAUUUUGAGGAACAGAAUGAUGUAAACCAGAACCUUUAUUCAGGGUGGGCCAUUUCAUACAACACCCCCAAAUACCAUUCUUCUUUCUCUCUCUCUCUUCUUUAAGCUAAUCCAUGCUUUCCCACCGUCCAAAUCUAUAAAACAGCAGCACCGCUCAGGUGAGGCAGACGUGGAUGACAUCUGUAUUCUUCGAUUUGAAAAACCUGAAUGGACAAAAGUCUCCUUCGUUUUUCCUUUUUAUCCUCUCCAUCCCCCUCCUCUGCUGUAAAGCAGAAGUCAGAAUCACGUAGCGGAUCGUCUUAUUUUGCCAGUCGCAGACUUUAGAAAGUCUCACUGUUGCUGUUCUUACAAAGCUUUGUCACAUCCUCUUCUUAAACUGCUGCACUCUCAAACAACCUAUGCAAAAGAGAAAAGUGGUUUCUCAGUCUUCUCAUGGCGAAAAGAUGCAUCUAAUGUAGUUUAUUCCCCCUUUUUGUUCCUCUGCUUAUCAAGACAUUAUUAUUACUUUCAAAAAUAAUGAGGAUAUUUAAUAUGAAUAAGAAUACAUCAUAAAUUCAGGAAACGUAAUUAUGUUUGCUCAGGGUAGAGAACAAUGUUGUUGUUUUUUUUGUCAAAGUAAUUAAUGCAUAAUUACUGCGCUUUCAAAUGUUCUUUCAAAAAUGAAAGAUUGUAAUCCUGUUACAGAACUCAAAUAAAUCUAAUUAACACAUUUAUUGCAGUCUAAAGAAAUAUAUGCUUAAUUUUGUAGAGGAACUUUUUCAACUUUCUUUUAACACUCUUCCACAAAAGGGCAGAUUUGCAAAGUUUAUUGCAGGGUAAGAGAUUUAAUUAAGGAGUAUAAAACUGAAGUGGGCCACAUUCCAAUUUUUCAAAACCAUUUUUCCUUUCCACUAGUGAAUCGUAUUUUUUUUAUUCACUAAAGCAAACUGAAGGUUGCGAUUGUAUUGCAGCAACAUGUGAGAAAGGUUCAAGAGGUCUGAAUGCUUUUGCAGCAGCACCGCUCCUAAAACUGAACAAAAUGAAACCAGAGAAGGAGACUUUGUGACCCGAGUUGUUUCUUUAGACUGUUAACUCUUCAUGUAGAGUGUAAUACAAGAUGGUGGUCUAGUAACUCAGGUUAGUCAGGUUUGAGCAAUGUUAAAUUAAGCAGGUAAAAAAAAAAAAUAUAUAUAUAUAUAUAUAUAUAAAUUGCAUUUUAAGUUGCUGAUCUGCCAUUUCUUCUUUUCCUCUUUUCUCCUGCUCCAUUUUCUCUCAGUGGUCACGGGGGUGAGUGAGAACAUGAACAGUCCCAGUCUAUGCAUAAAGUACCACUGCUUGUGUUCAGUUGUCACAUUACUGAGCAGAAACCACCUUUUAAUCCCUUUGUUUUUUUGCCACUGAGCUCUGCUGUCAGUGUUAUGUGUUGUAUUUUGACCCCAAACACAAACAGCCCACUAGCCUUACCUUACACACAUCUUUACCCUGUGAUCAUUACGAGAAAAAAAAUCACCUACUUGUGCAUCUCUGAUCUCAACAUCUGCAAAGCAAACAUGAAGUCAUAUCUGAUUUAAAAGUAAUUAGUUUAUUAAUGUGUUAUGUAUUCGUGUGGUGCAUUUUACUAGAUAUGUUCUCUCUUCUGUUUAGAUAAUUUAGUCUACAUUGUAUGCAACAUCAGAAUAUUUAAACCAUGAGUAAAUGAGCAUAACAGAAUACUUGAAAAAUAAUAAUAAUAAAAAAAACUGUGCUGUAAAUGGAUGCUGGCAGGUUGUUUGAUACUUUUGUUUGCAUCAGGGAGGGUGUAUUUGUGUUUUCUCUCUGAAUUUAUAAAAAGUGAAACAGAAGGACGGUGUGUGUAAACUGGCUGGUGACAAGUCCUGCUGCUUGUAUCAGCUGAUGUAAAAGAAACUGUAAGAUUAUCCUGGAGGACUGCUGUACUCUCAACUACAUAUUAAAAGACCUCUAUGUGC